This is a messenger RNA of Triticum aestivum (bread wheat), 1338 nucleotides long. RefSeq lists its product as uncharacterized. Gene Ontology annotation, molecular function: protein binding. The transcript has a single exon. The record is from RefSeq and is a predicted model, not a curated record. Bases 22 to 1293 code for a protein of 423 amino acids. NCBI's taxonomy places the organism in Eukaryota, Viridiplantae, Streptophyta, Magnoliopsida, Poales, Poaceae.
CUAGGUUUCGCCAGUUUCGCCAUGGAUUCAGGGAAGAAGCCACCUGUCCAGGAGGAGGCCGGGAGGAAGAAGAGAAAGAGAUCGGAGGAGGAGGGAUCGGAGGAGGAGCUCUCCCAGGAUCUCGUACUGGAGCUGUUCGCUCGUCUCCCCUCGCGAGACAUCUUCCGCUACGCAAGCGCAUCCAAGAACCUGAUGGCCGCUGCAUCGGGUUCCUCCUUUUGGAUCAAAUCUCGCCAACCACAGGCGAGCGACGUGCACAUGGCCUACUGCAUCGAUCCCAUCAUCAUGGGGGAUCGUCAGAAUUUCACCUUCCGUGACGAGACUCCAUCCUCUAGUUUCUGCCAUGGGCUCAGCGCCAAGUUCGGUUACAGCUACUUUGGAACUGCCAAUGGAUUGAUCGCUCUCCAGGUUUCAAAUCUCGUCACCAAAAGGUUUAGCGGCUGCGUCAUCUUCAACCCUGCUUUAAAGAUUGAUGUGAUGCUAGUCUUUAUGGAAUUCGAUUCCAGGCACAGGUUCUGUGGGUUCGGCUAUUGCAAAUCUGCCAAGAACUUCAAGAUCUUGAUGCUGCAGAACGGGUCUAUAAUGGUCAAGAGCCUCGGCGGUCACCCAAGCACCCAGCCACGGAGCAUCCUUCCCUCCGACAAUAUCGCAGAGCUUGAUCCUUCUAUUUGCCUAGACAACCUGGUCUACAUGUUGGAGGCUGGCGGGCACGACAACCGGAUCCGGCGGUUGAUAGUUUUCAACCUCCAGGAGGAGACGAGCAUCAAGGUGGACCUCCCCCCUGAGGCUCUCCACUCGGGGCUCAUGCAGCUGUCGGGUUCCAUCUGUGUCGCGUCGCGGGCCGACACCAACACCGAUGUUGUACUGUGGCAGCUGAAGCUUGAUCAAGGAUGGGAGAAGAUCUCUGUCGUUGCUGCUCCCUGCCAGGGAAGGGUCUUCGGGGCAUGGAGGUCACAUCCCACCAAGCUGAUGAUAUGGUUCGAGGGACGGGGAGCUGCGCUUUAUCAGAAUGCCAGGAGCAGCGGCGAGGGCGACCCACUGGCAUGGGAGCUGACAUACGAGGACCACAGGAGGGUAAUGGGAGAAGACCUUGGAGCAGUUCUUGGCACCUGGCAGAAGAAAGCCGGGCUAGUUUUCUGCUGGGGAUACGAGCCCACAUUGAUAUCCCCACUGGAGUUCUUCAAGAGCACCCGGGACGACCACCAGGAGCUUGUGUACUUCGUCAUUGGUGGUCGAGCCGUUGCUCCCCGGCUGGAGUUUCUUCGACGCUUAGCAGAGGCGCUAAGUGGAUGAGUCGCCUGUUGUCCUGGGCUGCACUCUGAUUGAGACACAGGAGAU